This is a messenger RNA of Salarias fasciatus (jewelled blenny), 1709 nucleotides long. It is a transcript of the gene irf10, whose product is annotated as interferon regulatory factor 10. The coding region runs from base 255 to 1445 and encodes 396 amino acids. NCBI's taxonomy places the organism in Eukaryota, Metazoa, Chordata, Actinopteri, Blenniiformes, Blenniidae. The record is from RefSeq and is a predicted model, not a curated record. Gene Ontology annotation, biological process: regulation of transcription by RNA polymerase II; immune system process. Gene Ontology annotation, molecular function: DNA-binding transcription factor activity, RNA polymerase II-specific; RNA polymerase II cis-regulatory region sequence-specific DNA binding; protein binding. The transcript is spliced from 8 exons. Gene Ontology annotation, cellular component: nucleus.
UUCGCUUUCGGUUACAGGAGCGCUCAUUAUUCUAGACGCGACUUCUGCAUUUGUGUGAACCGUGAAGUCUUGUCUGUCUUCACCUUGGACGACUGAUUACAUGACAUUUCUUUACAUCUUAGGUGUUUUAUCAGGAGAGUCUAACCUGCACCAGGAGGGGGUAUCCAGAUUUUGGGAACGUGCGUCUUUACGCAUGACUGUGUGCCAUUUGAAAGUGGAGAUUUGUUGCUGAAACCCCGCAGCAUGUGCUGAAGAUGGAAGAAGGAGCCAAGUUGCACCUGAAAGAGUGGCUGGUAGCUCAGAUAGAGAGUGGGCAAUAUGAAGGACUGUGCUGGGAGGAUGAGGACAAAACCAUGUUCAGGAUCCCGUGGAAACACGCAGCCAAGAAGGACUACAAGCAGACGGAAGAUGCCGCUUUGUUCAAGGCCUGGGCGGUGUACAAGGGAAAGUACAGGGAGGGAAGAGACAAAGCCGAUCCCACCAUGUGGAAAACCCGCCUCCGCUGUGCGCUCAACAAGAGCACAGACUUCCAGGAGGUCCCUGAGCGCAACCAGCUCGACAUCACUGAGCCCUACAAGGUGUAUUUCAUCCAUCAUGACAGUGGAUCAGGCCGGCCGGCAGAGGCUGAGGUGAAAAGCCCGACGAUCAAGCCUACAGUAAAGAGUCCAAGGAGAUCCAGUUCUCUGGACAAACAGGACGAAAAAGAAGAAAAGCUACGAGUUGUUUCAGAAGACCCGCUGAGAGAGCACAUGUACUGUGAGGUAACAGGAAAGAAACCUCACAAUCCAGCCCCUGCUCCCAUCACUUUCAUCAAUCCUCCAUUUACAGUCUCAGACUUCCGUAUGCAGGUGAGGCUGUUUUACCAGGGCCAGAUGGUCAUGAAAGUGAUGACCAGAAGUCCGGAUGGGUGCUUCAUCCUGCAGGGGCACGUCCCCCUGGGAAACGAGCAGAUCUACGGCCCGUGCACUGCCGAGCAGCUCUCCUUCCCAUCACCCACCUGCGCAGGCCUGCCAGCCGGUAUGACCGAGGCAAUGAAUCGCCUCCUGUGCCACCUGGAGCGGGGCGUGCUGCUGUGGGUGGCGCCCGACGGGGUGUUCAUCAAGCGGUUCUGCCAGGGCAGGGUGUACUGGAGCGGCCCCUUGGCCCGACACACUGACCGCCCCAACAAACUGGAACGAGAAAAGACCUUCAAACUGCUUGAUGUGCAGACGUUUCUCCUCGCACUCCAGAGCUCUUUACAAGGGAAGGGACCAACGCCUUCCUACAAGAUUGAGCUCUGCUUUGGAGAGGAGUACCCCGACCCGAGCGUGCCAAAAAGCAGGAAGCUGAUCAUGGUGCAGGUUGUUCCCUUGUUUGCUACGAAUCUGCUGGAGAAGUUCAACUUGGGAGAGACUGAGGAGAAGUGUCAGACUCUCAGCGCCAGCACAGAGGAGGAGAAGAAGUAGAGAGGCUGGGAAAGCCGCCUGGCAGCAGGUUGGACACAGACAAUAUACAAGUGGAUGACUCAAACCGUUUUCAAGUCUCAGCAAACAGCCGUCUGGACAGAGAUGUGUGUGUGUGAUGAUCGAACAGCUGCCGCUGGAUCAACCUGUGUGAAUUAACAGAAAUUCGCUUCGACCCACCAAAAAAUGUGCAAAAAAAUCUUGUUUGACCCAAUAAAAAACUGUGCUUCCAAUGUAAUGUAAAUAUUAACCGAUGUAGAUUUUCAU